Messenger RNA from Vigna umbellata (rice bean), 1740 nucleotides. NCBI's taxonomy places the organism in Eukaryota, Viridiplantae, Streptophyta, Magnoliopsida, Fabales, Fabaceae. The record is from RefSeq and is a predicted model, not a curated record.
GAAGUUGGCCAACGGUUAACUUCCCUCCAAACCUUGUGAUUCCCUUUGAAUCAAAGCAAACCUCAGCAGUUUGAUUCUUGGUCACCCUCUGAAACACAACCUCACCUUCUUGACAAAUCCUUCACACCAAUCUUCCCUUCAUCAUCUUUAUAAACACUUCAUCAGCUACAUCUCCUAUUUCAUGUUUUUCUUAUACAGUAUGUGGUUACUGAAAAGAUCAUGCAGCUGAAGAUUGGUUUGAUUCUGUUGCUAAGAGUUUGUGCAGACCCAGAAAAGAUCUUCCAAUGAUCAAGGUACUAAUUCUAUUCUUCAAAGUUGGCUAUUGGGGUGCUUCAAUUUCAAGUUCUUUUGAUGCAAAGCUGUGCUUUUAAGAAAUAUUGAUGUUGGAGUCAAUUAUUUGAUCUCUCUCUGCUACACGCCUUGGACAAAUUCUCUGCACAAACGGGGCAAAAGAAGACAUUUUUUCAAUGAAUUCUAGGUGCUUCCUUCAUCAACAACAAGACUUUAGCAUGGUUCCAUUUUCUUCAAAUUCUGUCACAGAAGAUAGAAUUGCUGGUGCUCGAAAUAGGCCUCCACGUGUCACCCCUCCUUCCUUCUUGGUUCGGGUGGCCAUGAGAAUAUCUAGAGCAAGAUGGUUUACCUUUUUGAGAAGAGUUUUUCAUUACCAAAAUGGAUCAAGGUCUAAUCUUGGCUCCAACCCUUUCAAUUCUAGCACUUGGAUGAUGCUGGAGUUUAUUGCCUUGGUUGUUCAAAUAACUAUUACAACAUUCACCUUGGCCAUUUCCAAGAGGGAGAGACCUAUUUGGCCUAUGAGGAUUUGGAUUUCUGGUUAUGAUAUUGGUGUUGUUCUUAACCUUCUGCUACUUUACGGGCGCUAUCGUCAAACUUAUCUCACGCAAGGCCUUUCUGAUAUAGAACAGCAGAGAAACCAUGAAGAAACCAGUGUGUACAGGAUGUCACACUUGAUGAACAGAUGUCGGACUUCGCUUGAGCUUUUCUUUGCCAUAUGGUUUGUGAUGGGAAAUGUUUGGGUUUUUGACUCACGUUUUGGAUCUUUUCAACAAGCUCCAAAACUGCAUGUGCUCUGCAUCACUCUUCUUGCUUGGAAUGCAGUGUGCUACUCUUUCCCUUUUCUACUGUUUCUGCUGCUGUGCUGUUUUGUGCCUCUCAUCAGCACCCUCCUUGGCUACAACAUGAAUAUAGCCUCUUUUGAUAAAGGAGCUUCUGAUGAUCAAAUUUCACAGCUUCCAAGCUGGAGACACAAAGAAGGUCGUGCAAAGUUAGAGCUUGGAAAUGACUCUGAUGGGAGUGAAAAACUGAUUGAUGAAGACCAAAUAUGUUUGUGUUCUGAUGUGCUUACAGGAAUGUUGUAUCUGCUUAACCAAGUAUAAAGACAAAGAGGAAGUUAGACAAUUGCCCUGUUCCCAUGUGUUCCAUCUAAAAUGUGUGGAUCAAUGGCUAAAAAUUACAUCAUGUUGUCCUCUUUGCAAGCAAGGAUUGGAGAUGUAGAAAUAGCUUAAACAACAGUCAAAAGGAUUAAUCUUAUUUGUUCACAUGUAUACUGCUGAUAUUACCCUCUCUUUUUCCUUUUUUUUUCUCCUUAGUUUUUGGUCUUUUAUACUACUUUACAAUGGUCACUUGAGUGAGGUUACAUUUGUACAGAAUAGCUCACCAGUGGCCAAAACUAUACUAUAUAUAUACUUGGUUGUAGGUGAUGAAUCCCAUAGUCUUUCAAAUUAA